AUGCUUAUAGAUUACAAAAUAUCAUCUUGCACUAAGAACGAUACUGCCCUUGCUAUACUCUCUGUUGAGUGUAUGACUGAUAAACUACCUGUACUGGAAAAUGUUAAUAAUAAAGCUGAUAUAUAUGAAAGUUGUGAUUCAAAAAAUAAGGCUGAUACUUUGACUGUAAAUAAAAAUAUUGAG
Messenger RNA from Racocetra persica, 183 nucleotides. The record is from the annotation of a GenBank genome assembly. Lineage: Eukaryota; Fungi; Glomeromycota; Glomeromycetes; Diversisporales; Gigasporaceae.